Messenger RNA from Passer montanus (Eurasian tree sparrow), 2529 nucleotides. Its product is annotated as endonuclease domain-containing 1 protein-like. The transcript is spliced from 3 exons. Lineage: Eukaryota; Metazoa; Chordata; Aves; Passeriformes; Passeridae. The coding region runs from base 314 to 1144 and encodes 276 amino acids. The record is from RefSeq and is a predicted model, not a curated record. Gene Ontology annotation, molecular function: nucleic acid binding; hydrolase activity; metal ion binding.
AACCGCUAUGUUUGGGGUCCUUGCCUCUGGUCAGUGAAUAAAGUUAAUAAAUCCUUAGGUCACCAAGCAAGACCUGUCUCGCUUGUCAUCAGCACUGAUCUGCGGUAGCUGGCUGGGACUCCAGUCCUCCGAGGAAUUGUCAGGUUACGUGUGCAGCGGAGUGUGUGCAGUGACAGGAAAUCAUAUAAACCCAGAGAGUAUGAGACUGCAGCAGAGGCAUUGGAGACUCCUCUGCCACUCUGGGGCUGUGAGCAGAAUCCUGUGCCACUCCUUCUCACGGGGAGCAAGAGCCCUUCACUGAAAUCCUCCCACCAUGCUGGGUCUGCUGCUGCUGCAGGUGUUGGCCAGCUGCCUCUGGCUGGGACACAGCGAGGUGGUGAACUCCUUUGCAAGCUGUCCUCAGUUCUUCUAUGCAGGGACAACCCCAAAUGAUGCCCUGAAUCCAAAGAACCCAGCCUGGAUCUGCCAGCGUUUCAGCAACUCGUAUCACUAUGCCACCCUGUACGACAGAGACAGGAGAAUUCCAGUGUACUCUGCUUACAAAUACGAACCUGGAGAUGCCAAGAGACCUCACUCAUGGUGGUUUGUUGAGCCCCAGCUGAUAGGUAAGAAUAAUCUUAAAGAGAUGGAAAGAGAGUCGGUCCUCAUAGAGCAACACAAGUUCACCAUAGACCAAAUCAAACAGAGCCAGGCUGUCCUCACUGACUACAACGUGACGGGUUUGGACCGUGGUCAUUUGAGCCCCAAUGGCCAUCAGUACAGUAGAGAGAGCAAGACAGCUACCUUCACCCUCACCAACAUAGUCCCCCAGGACAGCAGCCUCAACAAGGGCCAGUGGAACAUCUAUGAGUCUAAAAAGAUGCCCACCAAGACUAAGACCAGGGGCUGUACAACGACCUAUGUGAUCACGGGUGCUGUGCCUGGGAACACCUACAUCGCUGAAGGGAGGGUUAACAGACCCAGCCACAUCUGGUCAGCUGCCUGCUGUCUGGUGAAUGAAGAGCCCAAAGAUACUUGGGGGGCCAUUGCUGAGAACAAUAAGAACAAGGUGGAGGAGCUCAGCCUGGGGAAGCUGGAGGAGAGGUUGACCAAGCUCUAUGGUGGAACAGUUACUCUGUUCAACAAUGCCUGCCCCCGGAAAUAAGCUUCACAUCCUCAAUGGAAAAGGCUCAGUGCCUUUUCCUACAUGUCACAGGAUCACAGAAUCACAGAAUGGGUUGUUUUUGAUGGGACCUUAAAGCCUUAAUGAUCAACGCAUUCUGACCGGCCCACCAUGGGCAGGAACACAUUCGACUACUCCAGUAUGUUCCUUGCCCUCCCCAGCCAGGCCUUGAACCCUUCCAGGGAUGGGCCAGUCAAAACAUCUCUCAGUAACUUUUACUUGUACCACAGCAUGCUCACAGUAAUUUCCUUCUUUAUAAUAUCCCAUCCAACCCUGCCCUCCAUCAGUGUGAAACCAUUCCCUCUUGCCCUGUCACUCCAUACCCUUGUCCAGAGACCCUCUCCAGCCCUCUUGGAGAUCCUUGAGGUACUGCACUCUCAGCAGUCUUCUCCAGGCUGAACGUCCCCAGCUCUCUCCCCUCUCUCCAGAGCAGACAUGCUCCAGCCCUUGCAGCACCUUCAUGGCCUCCACUGGACUCCUCUCCAACAGCUUUGUAUCCUUCUUGUGCUGUGGGCCCCAGAGCUGGAGGCAGCACUGCAGGUGGGGUCUCAGCAGAGCAGAGUAGCGGGGCACAAAUGUCCUGUGCAGAGUCUGUGCUGCUUCCUUCUCUGCUGUGUUCCCAGCUCUGUCCCUCAGGGCACCUCCUCCUCUGCUCAAAGGCACAGAGACGUGGGCAGAGCCUCCAGCUGCUUUGCUUUGCUGCCCAUCUCAGGAGAGAGCUCUCAGGAACGAGUCCUCUCCUCCUUUGCUGUCCCCAAGAGUGGGCAGCUGACUUGUCCCUCAUCUCCUUAGCAAGGCUGUGGCACCAGGGCUCCUCAGGAUGCCCAGAGAUCCUGUCUGGAGAUCUCCAUGUCUGGAGAUACCCAAAUGCCAACAAUACUUGAUUCUGGACAACCUGCUGAUCCUGCUGGAGCCUGGAGUCUGGACUAGAAGGUCCUGAAAAAUUCGUCCAAAACACAACAAUUCAGUGAUUCUGUGAUCCUGGUAUAUUCCUUUGUUUGCUUGCUUUUGAAACUGCACCUUGAGAGCAUCAGCUGUUGUAUCAGACAGGCAGGCUUUGGCAUCAGAGACAUAGAAAGCUUUGAGCAGCCAAAGCUGAAUUCCUGUGAUACACUCCUUGGACACCUUCAUUCUCUGCUCUGCUUCUGAAGCUUUUCUGAAGAUUUAUGGGAAACUGAUUUGGGGAAAUGUAUUCAAUGGUUGUCAAAGACCAAUGUGUGCCACAUCAUGGAGUUUGCAAGAGCUCACAAUAAAAGUUAUUUGCAGCAGUGCUGGAUUGCAGGCUCACAUCUUCUAUAAAUCACAAGUUGCUUUCCACUGAAAUUUCUACAGCCACCAGUAAAGUCACAGAGCCCAGAGCACCCUUG